This is a messenger RNA of Adineta steineri, 240 nucleotides long. Lineage: Eukaryota; Metazoa; Rotifera; Eurotatoria; Adinetida; Adinetidae. The record is from the annotation of a GenBank genome assembly.
AUGACUUUGCAACAUGGUUUGCAGCAGCAUACAGUUUUAGUUACACAACAUUUUGGACCGCAGCAGCAUGAACAACAGCAUGGAUCACAGCAAGAGCAACAGCAAGGAUCACAACAGCAUGGAUCACAGCAUGAACCACAGCCGCAACCACAACCACAACCACAACCACAACCACAACCGCAACCGCAACCGCAACCACAACCACAACCACAGCCUGGCAUAUUAAUAGUAAUAAUGUAG